Molecule: messenger RNA, 1116 nt
Organism: Micropterus dolomieu (smallmouth bass)
Lineage: Eukaryota; Metazoa; Chordata; Actinopteri; Centrarchiformes; Centrarchidae
Product: G-protein coupled receptor 4
Exons: 3
Coding region: 159-1070 (303 amino acids)
Biological process (GO): positive regulation of Rho protein signal transduction; phospholipase C-activating G protein-coupled receptor signaling pathway
Cellular component (GO): membrane
Molecular function (GO): G protein-coupled receptor activity
Source: RefSeq, a predicted model, not a curated record
GGCCAAACCAACAAUGGCAUUAGUUCCUGUGGAGUGUGUUUAUAAGCCCCUGGCCACAGUGAUCUGGUGCUACAUGCAAGAACGUUGUGCAAAAGUGAAGAAGACUGGGACUUAGCACACUGACCUCUGUUAAGUCCAGCCUGCCCUUCUUCCCCACAAUGUUCAACACCACUCUGAACACUACCACCAAUGUCUACGUGAACUCCACUACCACUGGUGGCCCCCGUGGACCUCCUCCAUGGUACCAGUUCCCGGUAUGCGCAGUAGCCCCUUACAGCUUCAUUUUCUACUUCGGGGUCAAGGUGUUCAACCUGGCAGUGGGGACACCAUGUAACAUCCUGGUCAUCUGGCAGAUCAUCACCAAGAAAAGUGACGCGUCCACCUCUGAUAUCUUUAUCUUCAACCUGGCCAUCUUGGACGCCUACUUCUGCUUAAUGACGCCCAUAGAGUUGGUAAACCGUCUGCUGCUGGAUGACAGUCGCGUUUGGUACUCUCAGAGGUUAGCAUAUGGCAUCAAGGACAUGGCACCACUCUUUCUGGUGUGUAUCUGCCUAGACCGCUACAUAGCUGUGGUUCACCCAGUGCUGUUCACUGGUAUUCGAGACAAUAAGAUCCGCAUUGGCCUUUCUGUGGUGGUCUGGGGCCUCAUCCUGGCUUACGGCCUCACCAAGUGCAUCCUGGGAGUCAUUAGCGUCAACGACGUCUUCAGCGUCGUCAUCCUCUUUGCCUUUGCAGUCAUGGUCUUCUGCAACAUCUCCAUCAUCUGGGUCCUUAGACGUUCUGUGGUGGGAAAAGAGGAGAUGCACCCGGUGAAGAAGAAGGCCUUCAAGAUGGUGCUGAUCAUCCUGGCCAUCAUCGUGGGAAACUACUUGCCGGUCGUGGCUCUCAUGCCCUUUGCGUCAUACUACUCCUACGUGGCGUUCCGCUGCCAGAUCAGCACUAGUGUGUUCUCUAUCAUGGAUCUGAGCUGCAGCAUUGAGCCUCUCCUCUACAUCACGAAGAUGGAUCGCGUGGACGGCAGGUGCUGUGGACAGAGUUUCUCCAAGAAGCCGCAUGUUGUGAAGGUGUGAUCAAGCUUCAUAAAUUAUCCCUAUUCCCAUUUUAACCAUGGACCAA